AGACACCCCUGUUGGGAAGGAGGGAGCGGUCGGCCAUCUUGAAUAGAAUGACUGAUCAGUGACCGCAGUAGUGUUCCCGAGCCGAGCUCUUUUAAUAACACGGCUUGGUAGCUACGGGUCUCGGGCUCGCUUCUCUGGCAGUCACCCAGUCACCAGAUUUCUCACCAUGGAAUGUGAAAAUUGAGAGAGAGAGCACGAGCACACACACGCCACCAUGAUUGGAGGACUUUUCAUCUACAACCACAAGGGCGAGGUUCUGAUCUCGCGCGUCUACCGCGACGACAUCGGGAGAAAUGCGGUGGAUGCGUUCCGAGUCAACGUGAUCCACGCACGGCAGCAGGUCCGCUCGCCCGUCACCAACAUUGCACGCACCAGCUUCUUCCACGUCAAGCGCUCCAACAUCUGGCUGGCUGCCGUCACCAAGCAGAAUGUCAACGCCGCCAUGGUUUUCGAGUUUCUCUACAAGAUGUGCGACGUCAUGACCGCCUACUUCGGGAAGAUCAGCGAGGAGAACAUCAAAAACAACUUUGUGUUGAUCUAUGAGUUGUUAGAUGAGAUCCUGGACUUUGGUUACCCACAAAACUCUGAGACUGGAGCACUGAAGACCUUCAUCACUCAACAGGGUAUCAAGAGCCAACAUCAUACUAAAGAAGAGCAGUCUCAGAUCACCAGUCAAGUAACUGGGCAGAUCGGAUGGAGGCGUGAGGGCAUCAAGUACCGUCGCAAUGAGCUCUUCCUGGAUGUUCUGGAGAGUGUAAACCUGCUCAUGUCGCCACAAGGCCAGGUGCUGAGCGCCCAUGUCUCGGGCCGUGUGGUUAUGAAGAGCUACCUGAGUGGAAUGCCCGAGUGCAAGUUUGGCAUGAAUGACAAAAUUGUCAUCGACAAGCAGGGCAAAGGGGGCACCACUGACGAUGCAGGCAAGAGUGAGUUGGGAGGAAGUAGCGGGAAGCAGUCUAUAGCCAUCGACGACUGCACCUUCCACCAGUGCGUGCGACUCAGCAAGUUUGACUCCGAGCGCAGCAUCAGCUUUAUCCCACCGGAUGGAGAGUAUGAGCUCAUGAGGUAUCGCACCACUAAGGACAUCAUCCUGCCGUUCCGCGUCAUUCCUCUGGUAAGAGAAGUGGGACGCACCAAGCUGGAGGUGAAGGUGGUCAUCAAGUCCAACUUUAAACCGUCACUGCUGGCUCAAAAGAUCGAGGUGCGCAUUCCCACCCCGCUCAACACUAGCGGCGUGCAGGUGAUCUGCAUGAAGGGAAAAGCCAAGUACAAGGCUAGUGAAAACGCCAUCGUGUGGAAGAUCAAGAGGAUGGCUGGUAUGAAGGAGUCACAGAUCAGUGCUGAGAUUGAGCUGCUGCCCACCAAUGACAAGAAAAAGUGGGCUCGUCCACCCAUCUCCAUGAAUUUUGAGGUGCCGUUCGCCCCGUCCGGACUCAAGGUGCGCUACUUAAAGGUUUUCGAGCCGAAGCUGAAUUACAGCGAUCACGACGUGAUCAAAUGGGUUCGCUACAUCGGCCGCAGUGGCAUCUACGAGACCCGCUGCUAACGGCGGCCCCUCCGGCUCAGACAGGCAGCGAGAGAGAGAGAGGCGGGGGGGCAGUCAAGGAGAAACAAGUCUCACUGGAGGAGGUGUGGAAGAGGCUUCUCUUCAUCUCUUUCCCUCCCUUCCCCUCCUGUUUCCCUUUUUCUGUGUUCACACUGAUGACAAAAAAAAUAAAAAUAAAAAAAUCACAAAUAAUGUCUUGUGGAGAAAACAGAAAAAGGUUCAAGGUUAAGUUUAGAUAUCUUUGAUUAUAUGAAAGAUGCAUUUUGCUUAAUUAUGCAUAUUUACCUGCUCUAAGACGAGGCCUCCUUUCCACCAGGCCCACCCAUUCUUCCUCUUUUUAAGCAUUCCAGACCCCUCACCAACCAAUUAAUGGAGGGUUUCAGCUCAUUCUCUCUGUUUAGCGAUAAGCAGUGAACCUGUGCUUCUGUUCUCAGGCCUCAUCAGCGCUUCAUUUUUCCUCUUUCUCACUAGAUCAUUUUCCGCUUGUGUGGUUGUACUUUCCACUCUGGUGUAGUCAGCUAAACUGUACGCCUUCCUUUCUUUCAUUUUUAUUCAUCAGUUUAUACCUCUCUCUUUUCUUUUUUUAUUGUUUUUUUGUUUUGUUUUUUUAAAUCCUAAUCCCCAAGUGUAUUAGUUAGCUGUUGUCCAUGUUUUGUAAGCAGUGUUUUUAUUGUAUGCAUCAAUACUCUUGCCCCAACUUAUCACUUAUCCUGUUUCAUAUUCCUCUCCGUCAGUACUUUGCCUCAGAUAUAGUUUUUCAUAUGGAUAAUAAUGAGGAAAUGUUGUCUGCUUCGGUCUCUGAUGUUUCACUUUUAAUCUGUGUGACCAAAAUUCUCAGAAAUGAGGAAAUUAUGAAUUACUAUUGCUAGAAUAAAUCCAGCUGUGUAUCUGUGUA
Messenger RNA from Silurus meridionalis, 2438 nucleotides. RefSeq names its product adaptor related protein complex 2 subunit mu 1b (gene ap2m1b). The record is from RefSeq and is a predicted model, not a curated record. NCBI's taxonomy places the organism in Eukaryota, Metazoa, Chordata, Actinopteri, Siluriformes, Siluridae. The coding region runs from base 215 to 1543 and encodes 442 amino acids. Gene Ontology annotation, cellular component: cytoplasmic vesicle; AP-2 adaptor complex. Gene Ontology annotation, biological process: intracellular protein transport; clathrin-dependent endocytosis. The transcript has 13 exons. Gene Ontology annotation, molecular function: clathrin-cargo adaptor activity.